Hemisphaericaspora subhashii is the source of this 1680-nucleotide messenger RNA. RefSeq names its product Ald6p (gene ALD6). The transcript has a single exon. The record is from RefSeq and is a predicted model, not a curated record. The coding region runs from base 1 to 1680 and encodes 559 amino acids. Gene Ontology annotation, biological process: thymine catabolic process; L-valine catabolic process. Gene Ontology annotation, molecular function: malonate-semialdehyde dehydrogenase (acetylating, [NAD(P)+]) activity; methylmalonate-semialdehyde dehydrogenase (acylating, NAD+) activity. NCBI's taxonomy places the organism in Eukaryota, Fungi, Ascomycota, Pichiomycetes, Serinales, Debaryomycetaceae. Gene Ontology annotation, cellular component: mitochondrion.
AUGUUUUCUUCAUCUUCAUUAUCAUCCUUAAAGAAAAUGACCCUUUUAUUCCCAAGAGCUGCUUCUGGUUCCCCUUUGAAAGCUGUGCAAAAUACAGUAAUGAGAUAUAAAUCUAUUGCUUUAUCUUCAACAACCACUAGCUUCCCCACUGAUCAUACUGGUAAAAAUGACGAACCAUACUUAACUCCAAGUUUCCUUGAUGGUCAAUUUAUCAAAUCUGAAUCACAACAAUGGUUUGACAUCCAUGACCCAACCACUAACCAUGUUGUUUCUAAAGUUCCACAAUCUACUCCAGAAGAAUUAGAUGCCGCUAUUGCUUCUGCUAAUGCUGCUUUCCAAACCUGGAGAGAAACUAGUGUUAUUAAACGUCAAGGUAUUGCUUUCAAAUUUGUUCAAUUAUUAAAGGAAAACAUGGAUAGAUUAGCCUCUGUGAUUGUUUUAGAACAAGGUAAAACCUUUGUCGAUGCUCAAGGUGAUGUCACUCGUGGUUUACAAGUUGCUGAAGCCGCUUGUAACAUUACUAAUGAUUUAAAGGGAGAAACUUUAGAAGUCUCUACUGAUAUGGAAACUAAAAUGAUUAGAGAACCAUUGGGUGUUGUUGCAUCCAUUUGUCCAUUCAAUUUCCCAGCUAUGGUUCCAUUAUGGUCUUUACCAUUGAUUUUAGUUACUGGUAAUACUGCUGUCCUUAAACCAUCUGAAAGAGUUCCAGGUGCUGCUAUGAUCAUUUGUGAAUUGGCUGCCAAAGCCGGUGUCCCAGCUGGUGUUCUUAAUGUUGUUCAUGGUAAACACGAUACUGUUAACAAAAUACUUGAAGAUCCAAGAAUUAAGGCUGUUACCUUUGUUGGUGGUGACAAGGCUGGUAAAUAUAUCUAUGAAAAGGGUACUUCUUUAGGUAAGAGAGUUCAAGCUAAUUUAGGUGCUAAGAACCACUUGGUUGUCUUACCAGAUGCUCACAAGCAACAAUUCAUUAAUGCCAUUAACGGUGCCGCCUUUGGUGCUGCUGGUCAAAGAUGUAUGGCUAUCUCCGUUUUAGUUACCGUUGGUAAGACUAGAGAAUGGGUUGAAGAUAUCGUUAAGGAUGCUCAAAAAUUGGUUACUGGUAGCGGAUUUGACAAAAAGAGUGAUUUAGGACCAUUGAUUAACCCAGAAAGUGUUACUAGAGCUGAAGAAAUCAUUGCUCAUUCUGUUAAAGAAGGUGCUAAGGUUGAAUUAGAUGGUAGAGGUUUCAAGCCAGAAGAUGCCCGUUUUGCCAAUGGUAAUUUCUUAGCUCCAACUAUCUUAACUGGUGUUAAGCCAGGUAUGAGAGCUUAUGAUGAAGAAAUCUUCGCUCCAGUCUUAUCUGUAAUCAACGUUGAUACUAUUGAUGAAGCAAUUGAACUAAUUAAUGCUAAUAGAUAUGGUAAUGGUGUUUCCCUUUUCACUGCUUCCGGUGGUUCUGCUCAAUACUUCACCAAGAGAAUUGAUUGUGGUCAAGUUGGUAUCAAUGUUCCAAUUCCAGUACCUUUACCAAUGUUCUCUUUCACUGGUUCAAGAGGAUCAUUCUUGGGUGAUUUGAACUUCUACGGUAAAUCAGGUAUCACAUUCUUGACUAAGCCAAAGACUAUCACUGCUGCUUGGAAGUCUAAUUUGAUCGAUGAAGAACUUUUGAAACCAUCUACUGCCUUCCCAAUCCAUCAUUAG